Messenger RNA from Phragmites australis (common reed), 2011 nucleotides. Its product is annotated as cytochrome P450 94C1-like. Bases 92 to 1669 code for a protein of 525 amino acids. The transcript has a single exon. Lineage: Eukaryota; Viridiplantae; Streptophyta; Magnoliopsida; Poales; Poaceae. Gene Ontology annotation, molecular function: heme binding; monooxygenase activity; iron ion binding. The record is from RefSeq and is a predicted model, not a curated record.
CGCACACUCACACGCACGUAAAGCACACCUCAGAUAACACGCGCGCGAAGUCAGAGAGAGGAGACGAACCCGAGGGAAGCUGCUCUUCGUCAUGGGCGCGGACGCAGCCACGUUACACGUCGCGGUCGACGCCCUGGCGAGCUCCCUGCGGCCGCAGGUGGCCGCCGUCUUCUUCGCCUCGGCCGCGUGCACGGUGACCUUGGCCGUCCUCCUGGCCUCGCUGAGGCUGCGGCAGCCGUGGUUGUGCGCGUGCGCGGUGUGCGAGGCGUACGUGACGGCUUCGUGGGCGACCGAGUUCGACAACCUCUGCGACUGGUACGCGCACCUCCUGCGCCGCGCGCCCGGGCGGACCGUGCACGUGCACGUGCUCGGCAACGUGCUCACCGCCAACCCGCCCACCGUCGAACACAUGCUGCGCGGCCGCUUCGACAACUACCCCAAGGGCGCGCCCUUCUCCGUCAUCCUCGCCGACUUCCUCGGCCGCGGGAUAUUCAACGUCGACGGCGACUCCUGGCUCUUCCAGCGCAAGCUCGCCGCGGCCGAGCUCGCGUCCCCGGCGCUGCGCUUUUUCGCGGCGAAAGUCGUGGCCUCCGAGCUGCGGUGCCGCCUCAUUCCUCUGCUUCACUCUGCAUCCAGCGGCGGCAACGGUGAGAAGCUGCUUGACCUCCAGGACGUGUUUCGCCGCUUUGCUUUCGACUGCAUAUGCAGGAUCUCGUUCGGCCUCGACCCCGGCAGCCUCGAGCUCGAACUCCCGAUGUCGGCGUUGGCGGACGCGUUCGACACGGCCUCGAUGCUCUCUGCACGGCGCGCGACGGCACCCACGCAUGUGUUCUGGAAGCUGAAGCGGUUACUCAACGUCGGGGAGGAGCGGAAGCUCCGCGACGCGAUCCGCCUCGUCGACACGCUUGCCGCGGAGGUCAUCCGGCAGCGUCGAAAGCUCGGCGCCGCCGCCUCAGGCGACGACCUCCUAUCGCGCUUCAUGGGAUCCAUCAACGACGACAAGUACCUCCGCGACAUCGUUGUGAGCUUCAUGCUGGCCGGCCGGGACACCGUCGCCUCAGCUCUCACCGCCUUCUUCUUGCUGCUAUCCGACCACCCGGAGGUGGCCACUGCGAUCCGGGAUGAAGUCUCCCGCGUCUCCGGGGACAGAGACGUCCGCCUCGGGGCAGCUACCACCUCCGACAAGCUAAAGGACAUGCACUACGUGCACGCGGCGCUGUACGAGUGCAUGCGGCUAUUCCCGCCGGUGCAAUUCGACUCCAAGUUCGCCGCCGGCAACGACACUCUCCCGGACGGCACGUUCGUCGCCAAGGGCACCCGGGUGACCUACCACGCCUACGCCAUGGGACGCAUGGAGUCCGUCUGGGGCCCCGACUGCGCCGAGUUCCGCCCCAACCGCUGGCUCCGCGACGGACGGUUCGUGCCAGAGAGCCCGUACCGGUACCCGGUCUUCCAAGGCGGCGUGCGCGUCUGCGUCGGCAAGGAGCUCGCCAUCAUGGAGAUGAAGGCCGUCAUCGUCGCCGUCGUGCAGAGCUUCGACAUCGAAGCGGUCGACCGGAGCUCGCGCCGGCCCAGUUUCGCGCCAGGCCUCACCGCCACGUUCGCUGGGGGCGUGCCCGUCAGAGUGCGCCGGCGAGAGCGUGUCAGCGCGCACCGCCCACCAAGUUAACUUGAUCGAUUGCCGCGUCACCACGGCACGCGCGAUUGAUUCCUUCUCCUCUGGUUUGAAACGGAGCAUUAGAUUAUAUCGUUCCCAUGCGAGUCGCCGUGAUCUCUGUGUCACUCGCGGCCGCUCAGUUUGGCGAGUGCGCUGGGUGCUGAGCUGCCAUUGGAGAUUCCUCUGAUAGGUCAUUAUGGCCUUAUGGGGAGAUUAGUCUAAUGCCACAAAAGUCCACUCUGCAUGUCAGCAUAUGUGUUAUUCUUUCCCACUUUGAAAGCAGAAUGCGAACGCCCGAUGCCAUUCCUGAAAAGAAAAAUUGCAGAUUCAGAGUUCGAGAAUACAAAUCUAGAU